This is a messenger RNA of Styela clava, 3212 nucleotides long. Its product is annotated as hexokinase-4-like. The record is from RefSeq and is a predicted model, not a curated record. Gene Ontology annotation, biological process: glucose metabolic process; glycolytic process; glucose 6-phosphate metabolic process. Lineage: Eukaryota; Metazoa; Chordata; Ascidiacea; Stolidobranchia; Styelidae. Gene Ontology annotation, molecular function: glucokinase activity; ATP binding; fructokinase activity. Gene Ontology annotation, cellular component: mitochondrion; cytosol.
UGCAGAUUAUAGUUGCUGAUAUACCGCAACCGUUCAAACGAGAGCUAACAUUCGUUUUUCUCCGUUUACAGCAAAACGCAUUGUCUAAUUUUAUUAAAGAGAGUUAUAACCGUUUCUUUGCGUGUACGAACUAUUAAAGAAGAUUCAAGCCUUCUUGUGCUGCCAGUCUAAGCCGCACAUAUUCAGAAGUCACAUCAGUCGCUUGCAGCGAUAUUUCAAGAUUCGACAAUUAACUUCAUUUCCAAAAAGGAAUAAAUCAAACUAAAAUGGCGACAGUUGAUCAACAACAAAAACACCUCGAUCUCAAAUCGGCGCUGGCCACACUCACACUUUCAGAUGAAACUCUUCAUGUUGUCAAAGGAAGAGUUUCGGAAGCACUUUCAAAGGGUCUUACUAAAGAAUACAACAAUGAUUCUUCACUAAAAAUGCUUCCUACUUACGUUAGGGAUACACCCGACGGAACAGAGGGUGGUGACUUUCUUGCGCUUGAUCUUGGCGGAACAAACUUCCGGGUUUUACGUGUACAAAUAGAUAAAGAAGAUGAGGGCAAAGUUCACAUGGAUAACCAAGUAUAUAAAAUGCCUCAAGAUGUCAUGACCGGGUCCGGAGAAGAGUUGUUUGACUACAUUGCUGAAUCGAUAGGAAAUUUCUUGGAAGUCUAUGAUUUGAAGAAUGUCAAAUUGCCUCUUGGAUUCACUUUUUCAUUUCCAUGCGUACAAGAGGGAUUGGACCGGGGUUCACUUUUGCGUUGGACAAAGGGUUUCAGUGCUUCGGGAGUUGUCGGAAAUGAUGUUGUUCAACUUUUGCAAGAAGCAGUAGGAAGAAUGGAAGAAGAAUAUGAAUUAGAAGUUGUAGCCUUGGUAAACGAUACAGUUGGAACAAUGAUGUCUUGUGGACAUGAAGAUCAUGAUUGCGUUAUUGGAAUGAUUGUUGGAACGGGAACAAAUGCUUGUUACAUGGAAAAAACGGGAAACGUCGAAGCAUUAAGUGAAGAAGAUAGAGGAGAUGGAGAGGGACAAAUGUGUAUAAACACGGAAUGGGGAGCUUUUGGCGAAAGAGGGGAAUUAGAAGACAUUGUUACAGAAUAUGACAGAGCAGUUGAUCAGAGAUCUAUAAAUCCAGGAUGUAUGAUAUACGAGAAGAUGAUCAGCGGAAUGUACAUGGGAGAAGUCGUGAGAAAUAUAUUGGUCGAUCUCGUACAAUCAGGCUCAAUUCUUGGAGGACAUUUGACUGAAAAACUCAACACAUUUGGCGAUUUCGAAACGGCGUUUGUCACACAAAUCGAAUUAGACCACUCACCUAAAUUGAGAAUGGCUGCACAAGUUUUACGUCAUCUCGGGUACGAUUCUGAAGAUCUAAAUAUACAGAAACCACCAGGCCAUGAUUAUCCCGAAAACUGCACGCUCGCCGAUAGACAGGCCGUACGGGAAGUUUGCGAGGCGGUGAGCACCAGGGCGGCGCAUCUAUGCGCUUCUGGUGUGGCAGCGUUGCUUGAAAGGAUUAUGAAAAAUAGAGAAUCAAGCGGCGUAAUCGACGCAAGAAAUAUGACUGUCGGAGUUGACGGAACAGUUUAUAAGAAACACCCACAUUUUCGACGACUGUUGGAAAGCAAGGUCCGGGACUUGUUGCCUGUUGACACCAGAGUGACUUUCAGAAUGUCCCACGACGGAAGCGGCAAAGGAGCAGCUUUGGUAACCGCUGUGGCAUGUCGGAUGUCCGGUAUUGUUUCAAAACAAUUGGGUUCAGUUGAAACGCACUUGGGGCCAUCUUGAAAUUGCCAGCUACGUUAAAACAUAUUUGCGAUUUUUUCACAUACUAUACACAACUACAGGAUGAAUCUUCCGGAUCCCGUACUUGGUGGACAUUACUCUCUGCCAUAUUUCUUGAACAGAAUUCUGAACCAUCCACAGUAUUCGGACCAGAUUUAAUGCAGAAGUAUAACAUAACAAUAUAUUUUCUUACCUUGCGAAAUCAUACGUAAAUUCUUUGCGAUAUUUGCGCUCACGCGACGUUUUUCCUAUUGACUGAUUCUUUGUGUAACACCAGGAGAGAUGAGUCGCUGUCAAUUUUCGAACGGAUUUGUAUAUAAUGAAUUAAUACUUAUGAUUUGAUGUAAAAGUGCCAAAUGUGCCUGCGAUAUUAUGUGGGGUUGCAACUAAGUUUUAAAUAGGAAUCUUCAUGAGAGAUAAUAUUACCUUCCAUAGAGGUCAUUCUUUGAAAGCAACGCCGAUUUCACUUUUCACCGUCGCCUUUCUCUUAUCCUAAAAGGCAUAUCUAGUAUAUCUCGAGGACCGGCCAUGUGCUAUUUAGGUCUCAAAUACGAAAGUGGCCUUGGCGUGCUUUAUUUUUCUUAUAAUAUGAUAUAUCGUGUUAUUUGUGUUGCAAAUAGUUUUCAUUUCAACGUUAAGAAUUGACCGCCAAGGUGUGUUGUUUUUGUGUAAUGCGGUAUUAUGAUAUUUUUUGCGUUUUUUUUUUUUUGAACUUUAUAAAAUCUUUAUCUCCGAUUUAGUUUUGGAAUGCUAUAAACUUUGAAUCAUCUCUGAUAGCACGAGAUUUUCUGGAGAUAAAUCGCAAUGAUAUUAGAGCAUUGUUCGCUAACAAUCUCAACUUCGUUGCUGCGAAUAAACACUGCGUUUUUUUUUUCGAUUUUUAAUGAUUGUUAAAAUAUACCGAAUUAUAUCCCUUGUUUCAAAAUAUUGUUUAUGUAUAUAUAUAUUUCGUAAUGUUUUGAUUGGUUUAUUGAUUAAAAUUCAUAAAUAAUGGUUUGUCAUGAAUAUUGUAAAUUUAAUUUUACGUAGGGUACGCAGACUUUUGAGUUCAAUUCAAGAAAUUCUAUAUCUUACAUACUGUACUAUAGUGUCACAACCUUUUCCUCAUUUCAUAUCUAACAAUUGUUUCAAAUUGUUCUGUCAAACCUUAUCAUUAUAAAAGAUGCUGGAAAAUGUAUUUGACUUAACUUGAAGAACCCAAUUUCUGGCCCGUUAUUAGGUAUUAUAAUUAUGGAUAGGACAAAUCUUCUCUGGAUAUAUUUUCUAUCGGCGACCUACUGUAAUACCAAUUUUCAGAUCUAGUCUUCCUUCUGUAUGUACAGCCGCCCUCAAACUGUUUUCCAUUCAAUGUUUGUAUAUUUCAACUGGGUCAUUGUUGUAAUAUUCUCGGGUAAUUUGUGAUUAAAAUGUUUCGAAAUACACACUACUGGUUAUAAAAUGGUA